Scedosporium apiospermum is the source of this 1209-nucleotide messenger RNA. RefSeq lists its product as uncharacterized. The transcript is spliced from 4 exons. NCBI's taxonomy places the organism in Eukaryota, Fungi, Ascomycota, Sordariomycetes, Microascales, Microascaceae. Bases 1 to 1209 code for a protein of 402 amino acids. The record is from RefSeq and is a predicted model, not a curated record.
AUGUUCAAACAAGCAUACGACUACAUCCUCCACCAAAUCGAAGCCAUGAGUCUCUCGAGCCCGAAGCAGGACGGACCUUUUGAGCCGUCGCCGAUUGAUGUUCUCGUCCUCAAGGCUAUGAUCCAAAAAGCUAGGGUCCUGCCUCCCGAAAUCGUCGAUAGCAUCGUCGAGUUCGCAGAGUACUGGCCAUGCUCGCAUAGCUACGUCGACUAUCGCAAUCCCGUUACGGGCCACGAGUCCAAGGCGUUUAGACAGGAUGCUAAUACCAUGCUGAUCCGCACACCACCCGUUGGAUUCCGUAACCCGUUAACGGACCGUUAUGCGACUGACGGAACUAUCCCGGCAGAGGUCAUGAGGAAGGAGUGCGAACCUAAGCAUUUUGAGCAGAGUCUCGGCGAAGCCAUGCCUCUUCUAAGGAACCCCGUUCGGAAGAUUGUGUUUACCAUCAAGAGCCGCGAUCAAGGCUGGGGCGGCGGAGCCAAUGGCGCUACGUAUCACGGGUCGUACACUUGGUUCGAAGCCGGGCUGGAGCGGUUCGACCCUGAAGGCAAAUGCAUCGACGAGGAAGAGGGAAAAGCAUGCAGCCACCGCCCAGUCGACAAGCCGGACCAUUUCCUUCCAUACUGCAAGCUCAGAUCGGUAUACCCCGAGCCGGCACUUAUGGUCGACGGCCGAAUCCACCUCCACCACCCGCUUCUGCCGGACUCCAAGCACCUCAUCCAGUGCAACAAGGUCGCGGGUCGAUCGCCGAUGACGCACACCAUUACGUGGAGCUGGCUCGAUGACAUCGAUCCCAAGUCUGACGAGGCCGACGAUCUAGUGUUGUUCGGAAGGGGGAAGGAGACGGGCGACGGGGAGUUCGUGAGGAAUUUGAAGGUCGGGGAUGUCAUUACUGUGUGGGCCAAGACGAGGUUUCCGGGGUGGGUGAACAAUGUCUACAGCGUCAAGGUUGAUGUGUACUGGGCGGUUCAACAAGGCUGCGCCGAGUGGUCGGCAAACCGCGUCUUCCUCUGCGGCCACCCGCAACAACUGCUCGACACCGAAUGCUUCAAGACGUUCUGCGCCGUCGCAGAGGCAUCUCAUGAUAAAAGGUGCGGCGGCCAACCACGGAAAGCCGUCCUCGGCUCGAAGAAGCUGAAUGAGCCUUGCGGCGAGUGCAAGGAGGAGAAGAAGUGGAAAUUGUGCAACGGUGUGUGGGCGCAGUUGUAG